Molecule: messenger RNA, 1359 nt
Organism: Fragaria vesca subsp. vesca
Lineage: Eukaryota; Viridiplantae; Streptophyta; Magnoliopsida; Rosales; Rosaceae
Product: F-box protein At5g07610-like
Exons: 2
Coding region: 1-1359 (452 amino acids)
Molecular function (GO): protein binding
Source: RefSeq, a predicted model, not a curated record
AUGGCGAGUUCUGAGGGGCAUCCCGUUGAUAAUGACAAUCUUGUGGACAAUGAUUUUGAGGAAGAUUUGUUUGAUGACAUCGCAGAACAGCAUAUACAGUCUUCAAAUGAGCUCAAAGUGGUGGAUCGCUCUGAUGUGCUUGACAGAGAAUCUCGCAAAAGAACCGCUCCUGUUUAUGUUCCUUAUGAUGAAUUUCCACACAAAAGGUUUAAGCAGAACAUUGAGAUCCAAGAUGUAGUAAUGGAUCAUGCUCUUUAUUUCCUCCCUGCCAAGUCGCUUUGCAGAUUCAAAACUGUUAGCAAGGAGUGGGAUAAGUUGAUUAACAAACCCUUUUUCGCCCACCAGCAAACUCACUCCUUCCGAGACAUCUCUGGUCUUUUUUGUCAACUCCCUGGUGAUAAGCCUUCCUUCAUCUCACUUGAUAGAAAUGCUUAUGGCAUUCCUAGUCCAUCCCUCCGUUUCUUGCCUCAGCCUGUUACUAUCAGAACUGCUUGCAAGGGUCUGCUCUGCUGCCAAAACAGUUUUGAACAAAAUAGAUACUAUAUUUGUAACCCUGUGAAUGAGGAAUGGAAAGUGCUUCCAGAACCAAUCCUUUAUCAUGGACCUGAUCAAUCAGCCUUGGCACUAGCCUUUGAGCCUUCAGCACUAAACUUUGCAGCACAUUUUGAACUUGUGUGUGCAGUUUCUCUAUGUUUAACUGAUGAACCAGUUAUCCGUUUUGAGAUUUACUCUUCAAGGUCAAGCUCCUGGAGACUCGCUGAGACUAUGUGUUCUGAGGUAGAUGCCUUGAAGUUGACUGGGGAUGGAAUCUUUCUGAAGGGUGUAGUCUUUUGGGAAACUUUUGCUGGGGCCAUUCUGGCUUUUGACUUGAAGGAGGAGCACUAUGGAAUUCUGUCACUCCCUCCCAACAGUGGACUGAAAGGAGUUUUAACAGAGAUGCGUGGUGAACUGUGCUAUAUUCUUCCUGUUAGAGAAGGCAAUGAUUACACCUUGGAAAUCUAUGGUGAUUUGGAUAUGAAUCUCAAGCAUAUAGUUCUUCUUGAUCUUGGUUUUCUUUCUCGUGCUCAACUUGGUUUUGUUUCACGUGCUCAUCGUGGUUUGCUAAGGGUUCUGGCUUGUGUGAAAGAUGAUACUGUAAUAAUCCUUGUCGAAGAUAGAGUGAUUGCUUAUAAUAUGAAAUCUUGGACGGUUCAAACUCUAAGGCAUAACGUGAUUGGUGCUUACAGUGCGGAUUACAAUGCUGGAUUUGCAAAGUAUCUUCCUUAUGUGAACAGCCUCGUUCAUGUACGUUCAUCAUACUUAACGAGCCUCCUAUCUGAAGAUCCUAGUUCCUCUUAUUCCUAUCUGGAGUCUCUCUGA